This is a messenger RNA of Nerophis lumbriciformis (worm pipefish), 3879 nucleotides long. The record is from RefSeq and is a predicted model, not a curated record. NCBI's taxonomy places the organism in Eukaryota, Metazoa, Chordata, Actinopteri, Syngnathiformes, Syngnathidae.
AUGAGGAUCCGGGAGGGCGCCGAGAGGCGUCCGGAUUUAAGAGCGGGCGGCGAGCUCCGGCGCGUCGAGGUGGACCGCGGUCGGGCGGGCUACGGCUUCACAGUCUCGGGACAGCGGCCGUGCUUGUUGAGCGACGUCCUGGAAGGGAGCGGCGCCCGCCUGGCGGGACUGCAACGUGGCGACGGCAUCGUGGCCGUCGCCGGAACCGACGUGUCCGACGCUUCGCGCGAGACCGUGGUGCGGAUGAUCGGCCGCUCCGUCGGGCCCUUGCGCUUGGUCGUGCGCGGCGAAGGGCGCGUCAUCGGGAACCCUAUCUUACACGACGAAAAGUUUCUAAUAAGCCCCGAAAAGGUCGCCGUGCUGCGCGACGACCGGCGCCGGUCGCCGGCUAAAAAGCAGAGGCCGUUGUCGGCGCCGGAUAUGUCGCCGCUGUCCCGAGAACGUUACGCUUUCACGGACGGCGAGGAGACGGGGAGCGUUUUCAACACGACCUUGGUGGUGGGCUACCUGAGCUCCACCGAGCUGAUAUUAAACACGCGGCGAUCGGAGGACGACGGCUUGAAGGCCAUCCGAGACCGAAUCCGCCAGCUGGGUACGGAGCAGGAUACGCACACGCUGGUGGUCAUGAAGCUGACGUCGGACUGCGUCCGACUUUGCGACGACGCGGGAGUCGUCCUGGCGGCUUUUCCCGCCGAGAACCUGCUCCUAGGGGCCGUUUGCGCCGAGGACCCUCGCUUCUUCUGCCUGGUGACCACCGCGCACGUCAUCGACGGUCGGGUGGCGCGAGACGUUCCGUUGAGGGCCUCCUGCCACGUUUUCUUCAUCGACCCGGAUCUGGCCGACCACGCGGAGCACGCGGGGAUCGCCGCGCGCUUCGACUCGGAUUGCGGCCCGGAUCCGGACGCCUCCUCGGGUUGCCCGGAAUUCCCCCGGUCUCCGCCCGAAGUCCUUCGUUUUGUCACCGCGCUGUAUAGCGACAUGGGGGACGCGGUGGAGAGGCUCCGAGCCGAGCUAGAGGCGGAGGCCCGUCAGAGAGCGGAGGAGAACGGAGGCGGCGCGAGUAGCAACGGGGACAGCGGUAUCGACAACGCCUCGCCCCCCGAGGACAGAGCCGCCAGAGAUUUCCCUUCGCUAAUCCCAAACUGCUCCGGGGUCCUCCUCCCCACCUGUCCACGGGAUAAUCCCGCAUCCCCGGACCGCGUCCCGUUCGACUUUUACGAUGGUGACCAAACACCGCAUCCGGGGCACGGCGGCGGCGCUCGCUCCCUUUCGGAGUCGCUUCCCGGGCCAGAUUCGCUGGCGGGCUUUUACGGCGGUCCGCCGCCUCGGCUCAGGUUCCGAUUCAAGCCGCCCCCGCCACCGUUUCCUCCUUUGGGCCAAAAAACGCCAGAGCCUCUUAAGGCUAGCCGGCGCUGGUUCCGCAAGCCCAAAUGGUCCAAACCCCUCGGCGGCGAUCCGGAGCCUCGGGCGGCGCCGCACGACGAGCCGCCCCCCGCGAGCCGGAUUCCCCCGGACGAGUACGGCUCUGCCGAGCUCCUCCCGAUGAUGCCCCCCGAAGACGAGUGGACCCGAGCCUUCGCGGAGAGAAAGAACCACUGUGGGAAAAAUGGCUCCAGAUUUUGGGGAUUGGGUGUGCUCCGCGCCUCCAAACGCCGCACGUCAAAACGCCUCAGCCUGGCUCGAUCGCUGGACGACCUCGAGUCGGCGGCUUCCUCGGACGGCGAUUACAGCGGCGGCGUUCAGUUGCAAGGAUGCUGCAGCCACAGCAGCCUGAACAGUAACGGCAGUCUCCCCGGCAGCCGGCGGGGGCUUCCGGAACAACGCGUGGCCGGCUGGGCCGCCUGCUUCGAGCGCCUCCUCCAGGACCCCGUGGGCGUCCGCUACUUCUCGGAAUUCCUCAAGAAAGAAUUUAGCGAGGAGAAUAUCUUGUUCUGGCAAGCCUGCGAAUACUUCAGUCAUGUUCCCGCCACUGACAAGAAACAGCUGUCCCGGAGAGCCGGCGAGAUUUACGACAGCUUCCUGUCGAGCGAGGCGACCAUGCCGGUCAACAUUGACAGCCAAGCUCAGCUGGCCGACGACGUCCUCACGUCCCCGAGGCCCGAAAUGUUCAAGACUCAACAGCUGCAGAUCUUCAACCUGAUGAAGUUUGACAGCUACUCGCGCUUUCUCAAGUCCUCCCUUUACCAGGAGUGCACACGCGCCGAGGCGGACGGCCUGCCCUUGCCGGAUCCCUACCGGAUCCCCUGCAGUCCGGCGCCGUCCAAACACAGCGCCGGCUCGGACCGCUCCGCCCUCUCCACUCCCAAAAAGGACGCCGGGAAACAGCGGUCCGGCGGGUCGCUGGCCGAGGACGGCCGAGACGAGGGCGCCGACAGAAAACGCGGGAUUUUCUUCUCGUGGUCUCGCAACCGGAGCUUCGGCAAAGGUCCGAAAAAGAAGGACGUCGGCGACAUCGACCUCGACUACUGGGGGAGCAACGGGCGAAGGGAGUCGCAGGGCUCCUUGUCGUCUAGUACGAGCCUGGACAUGGCGACUUCCUGCUCCGCCGGCAAGAUGGAGUCAGACAACCGGCACUCGGCGGGCGCGUGGGAGCGAUCUCCCAAACGGUGCAACGUGACGCUGCCCGACGGCUCCCGCUCGUCCGUCACCCUUCGCUCCGGCGCUUCCGUUCGAGAGCUCCUCCAGAUUCUGUGUCACGGCAUCGGCGUCAACGUGGCGGCGGUGGACCUCUUCCUGGUGGGAGGAGAAAAGCCUUUGGUGUUGGACCAAGACUGCAUGACCCUGAGCUCACGAGAUCUGCGACUAGAGAAGAGGACCUUGUUUCGACUGGACCUGGUUCCCAUCAACCGCUCGGUGGGGCUGAAAGCCAAACCCGGCAAGCCGGUCGCCGAGGUUUUACGCCCCGUGGCGGCCAAGUACGGCCUGCCGCUCGCCGAUCUGGUGGUAAAAAUAAGUGGCCGGACGGAACCUUUGGACUUGGGAGCGCCUAUAUCCACUUUGGACGGUCUGCGGGUCGUGCUGGAGCGGGCGGACGCGCCUCCCUGCAAAGACGCGUCCAAGAGCGCUUUCCUCAAAAACCAAGCCCCUCCCGGGAGUCUUUCGGCAGCGGGAGAUGAGAGGUCAACGACGCCAAAGGAGUUUUACGGGAGAGCGGCUGGACCGGACUCGGCGCUCCUUGGCGAAAAGAGAAAACAGAAAAAGAUUAAUAUAGACGAAGCCGAAGAAUUCUUCGAGCUGCUGAGCCGGGCGCAGAGCAGCCGGGCGGACGACCAACGCGGACUAUUGAGCAAGGACGACCUGGUGCUUCCCGAUUUCCUGCGACCGGAGAGCCUUCCCGUUUCCCCUCCUUCCCGCUCUACGCCGGAUCCUCUGAAACGACGGCGCGAGAACGGCGGAGGCCCGCGCGCCGAGAGUCCGGACUCCUCGGCGGGACGCGAGCGCCGCCCGCCUCGCGGGCCGCCGUUCGGCUCCCGCUCGUCCCCCCUCCCGCGGCCCGGCCUCCGCACGGUGGAAGAGGACGCGUCGGCAGACUCGGAGGGUGACGGCGCGCCGCCUCCGCCGCCCGCCGCCCCGUCGCCCGUGCCGUCGCUGGAGGGGAGCCUGCCCGAGGCCAACUUCACCCCGCCGCCGCCGCCCUGCCCUCACGCUCGAGACGCGGACGUGACAUCCACUCCAGGCGCCGACGGCAGCGCAAAAGAGAACCGGGCUUCGGCACGGGAAGCGGACGCGGAGGGCGCGGCGCCCGGGGACGACUCGGAGCUCAGCCUGAGCUUCCGGGGCUACGUGGCCGAGCUGCGCCAGUGCCAGAGCCGGAUGAGGAACGCCCGGCCGGACGAGCCCGACGCCAAGGCCGACCUUUUUAAAGCCACCGUCGUCUAA